CACUGUUCCGACGACGGUGGAAAAAUGGCGUCAAAGUAAGUGAUUCAAAGUGGCACUGGGAAAGUACGGCUGAGCAGAUUUUGUGAAAUUUUAACCGUUUAGAGUGUGUUCUGGGGUCUCAAAAGGGCCCUAAAAGGUGGACGCUAAGGAAAAUCGAUAGAUAGAAGGAUUACCGAGCAGCAAAAGCAGAGGCUGUUAUUUAUCGCAAAACGCCGUCGCUCUGUAACCCGAGACAACCGCAAAACUUGCACUCAACAUAAGGGGUGGCUAAGCUGCCCUCCCCCCAAACCACUUCCUGCUGGAAAGCGUCAUCGUCCUUACAUUCCUGACCCCACAACAAACGGAUUCCUGAGAUAGCUCGUCACGAACCCCACAAAACACAGUCAGUGUUAGAGUCAUGUCAGGACGCCACUAGAAGAAGAAGAAGCAGAAGAAGGAAUUUACGCCCCAGUAUUUGUCCGUAUUGCACCGCAGGAUUAAUCCCUCUAAAAUCAAAGCACCAUGGAGGAACUGCUGUUGACGAUCGUGAAGGAGGCCACCGGAAGCAAGCAGCAAAAUUUGAAACAAGCCGCACAAAUCGCCCACGAUAAGCUCCUGCGCCAGCAUGGCAUCCACCGGGAUCCGUCGUACGAGCUGCGAACGGUUUGCUUUACCGCGCUCCAGAUGGCACUGGAGACGAAACGGCCCAAGUUUGUCACCUACGGGUUGAAUGGAUUGCAUCGCAUCAUCCGCGACGAGCGUUUCUUCUUCGGACUGGAACCCGAGGACGACUCGGUGUGGCUUCCGGCCCAGCUGCUACGCACCACCUCGGGCAUCUCAACCGUCGGCAACGAGGACACCGUGGUCAACGUGCUGCGCCUGUUCCUCUCGAUGGCCUGCUCGCAAACUUGUACCCUGAACGGUCGCCUGCUCAUUGAAGUGCUGUCCAAAUGUGGCGAAUGCUGGGAGAAUGGAUCCAGGGCGGUGAAGGCCGCCUCGCUGGCCGCCGGAAGUCAGUGCCUGAGGGCGUUCUGUAUGUUUUUGAAGGACGAAGCGGAGGAGAUUCUGCGAACCGGUCCGGCUGGGAUUAUUAAUGUUGGGAUGGCCGCCGCGGUUUAUAACGAGGUCAUUCCGGUUAUGCAGUGGCUUUGUAGCAGGUUGAUUGAACCGACCACGGGAAGUCCGAAGAGGACGGAUACGGCUGGGUCGUUGUAUCUGAUGGAGUGCAUCUUGACGUUGGUCACGGCUCUUCCGCCGGAUGUCCACGCAAAUCCGCACUUUACGGCGUUCCUGUGGCAGAAGUUUUGUCCCACGUUGGCCGCUACGCUGGGAUCGCCCGGAAGGGUCAACAUUGACAAGAAGUUUACCUACAAGGAUGCCAUCCACCUGAUCGAGAGUGAGCACCGUGGGUUCUUCACCCGGCCCGGGCUGGAUGGUCCCCAGGCGCGGUGCAUCUACCUGACCAGCGUUCAGCUGUUACGGAUUGCGGGAGCUCAGGGCACGUUGAGGCCUAUGUUGGAGGCGCUGUUUCAUCGGAUGCUGCUGUUGCCCGUGCCGGCGAACAGGGCCGAGCCACUGCGGUGCGUGAGGGAGAUCUUCAAGAGUCCGGAGCGGUUGAUUGACUUGGCGGUGAUUUUGUACCCGGACAAGACGCAGGGACAGAGCUGCAGCGAUGAUAUGGCGCUGUUUAGAUUGAUCAUCGACGCCAUGGAAGAAUGCGCCACCUCGGCGCAAAACUCGUCCGGCGGCGUCACCAGCUCCAACUCCGUCGACAACUCGAUGACCUCCAGCGUGGAGUGCAUCGUUGCCCUGCUCGAGAGCCUCCAAACGCUGUGUUCCGGAAACUUUGACGAGUCGAUCAUCAGUGAUCGCGUCACGGAUGCCGUCAACGCGCGGUACUAUCAGCUGCGGGAGGUGGACUAUACGGGUCCGCUCACAUAUCAAUCGAUGGCAAGGUUGCCCGCUCCAUACAGGGAUGCCGUGGCGGAGCUGCGGCAGAGCGGGUUCGAGACUUCGUCCGAGUCGGAGGUUGAUGGGGAGCAUCAGAUCGAUCCGGAAGCGGGAUCGAUGGGAUCGGGAGAUACGGAGGGACCGGAGGACGAGGCGCACUCGUCGAGCGAUGAUAUUUCCUCGAAGGCCGACGGGAAUUGGCCGUGGGCACAUCUGGAGGAGCCGCCGCACACGAGGUCGGACGUGGACUGCGAUCGGCACCACGCGAGGGAGUUCGCGAAGGUGUUGACGAAUGAUUUGGUGGGAAAUUUGCUCAAGCUGAAGGCUUCUGUAGAAGUUGAUGAGGCAAUCCAGGAGUUUGCGUCGAAUAUCUGCCAGCAAAACAGCUUGAACUAUUCGGAUUAUGACUACAACUUGACAGCGCUGAACGCGGACGGGAUCUAUUUGGCGACCUACUCGGCGCUUCUCCUGGCACUGCAGCUUAUGAAGGCUGGCCACUACGAUGAGAACCAUGAACCGGUGUUGAUUCCGUUAUCCGAGCAGCAGUUCGUUACUUCCGUGCAGAACGCCGGAGUUCUAGUCUACCUAAGCUCGGCUUGGCUCCGCGAACUCUACCAGUGCAUCUUAGCGAACAAUCCACUAAGCUUGCUGAAAUCCGUGGAGAACACCGACGGAUCACACUGCGCCCUCGUAGACAUGCUGUACGACGCCGGUGGAGUCGGUCCCACGCAGAUGCUGUCCGACUGGCAGCGACUCCAGUCGGUCGUAAGGAUUCAAAGCGAACCAACCAUCAAGCAACUCGCGGCAAAAAAGCUUGCCCGUAGGCUGCUGACCUGCUGUUGGGACUCCAUGGUCACCGUCCUGACCGCGGGACUGGGUGAAGUGGACGAUUCCCGCACAGCUCGCCUGGUAAAACUUUCCAAGAAAACCCUGCGUGUAAAGAAGAAAGCCCGCUGCUCUGGCGAAGCCCUGUACGCUCUAAGCCUGGAAGGACUCCACGCCGCAGCAACGCUGAGCAACUCCCUCAACCUGCAACAUCUAGCCGGCAAGAUCCUUAACCUGAUCGCGACCAACGUGUGUCAAAACUCCGGACCAAAGAUCCCCGCCAGUCAGGCCCUGUCCAUGGACGUGGUGCUGUCCGGCGGACUCGAGCUGGGCUCACAUUCCGCAGAUUGCUGGCUGCCGGUGUUCUCUGUCUGUCGACACGUCACCCAGCUGGAACACGACCUGUUCAGCUCGCAGAACGCCGCCAUGAACAACGCUUCGUCGAACGUGGCAUCGAAUGGAAGCGGAAAGGAGUCGGAUUCUCCAGCGAAGGCAAGCGGACCAGGAGAUAAGCUGAACCUGUCGGCGUACCCGAUCGACGAGGAUGAAACCUGCGUGGAUGUGUACAGCUUCCUGCAAGCACCGCUCCCCAACUCGAACGCCAACGUUGCGACCAUCCUGAAAGCGUACUCCGGCAACGACGCCAUCAACCUGUCCCAAGCGGACACGGCCAAGAUGCUGUGCGCGUUGUCCCACCAAGCGGACACGCUUUUCUCCGACGCCGCAGAGCGGCUCAGCCUACCAGCGCUGCUCCAAUUCCUGAAGAGUCUCUGCCGGGCGUCCCGCGAGCAACUGUACCGCAACAGUUCCUCCAAGAAGGGCAAAAAGUCCUGGUGGUUGGGCCGACCGUGGAAGGUCAAGAAUGACUCGUUGCCACUGUCGCUGCUUCUGCACCGGGUUGGGGACGUGACGCUGAAGGUGUUCCGCGGACCAAGGCCGCUGCUGCACAUACUGAAGGUUUGGGCCAUCACCGGGCCUCAUUUGAUGGAUGCCGCCUGCCACAAGGACCGCACGAUCUCGAAGCGUGCCAUCGAGUACAUCCACGACAUCAUCACGGCGCUGCUCGUCGAGCAAUCCGAACUUCCGCACUUCCACUUCAACGAGGCGCUGCUCAAACCGUUCGAGAACCUGCUCAGCAUGGACUCGUGCGACGUUGACGUGCAGGACCAGAUCGUCGGCUGCCUGUACGAGAUCGUCGAAGCUCAUCGCACGGAGAUUCGCUCCGGCUGGCGGCCACUGUUUGGAACGCUGCGAACCGCCCGAAACCGUCCCGUUCAUCUGUCCAACAUCAUCGACAUCUUCCACGUGUUCCUGGAGACGGACAAUACGCUGGUGUUUGCGAACGCUGGGUUGGACUGCAUUCUGUGCUUGUUGUCUUAUUUGGAGAUAUCCGGAAGUGGGGGGAGUGUAGCUGGGGCGACCGGGGGUGGUGGAGGUUCAGAUGGGGCAAACGAGGACAAUAACAUACGCUCGAGUGAUUUUUUAUAUGAUGCGCUGAAGUUUCUCGAGCGUUGCUCGUCGAUCCUGAGCUUCAUGUUCAACAUGCCGCAGUGUCCGAACCUGCACUCGACGUACAAGAUUAAGGGAAUCACGUACACGCACAUCAUCGACGCGAACAUCCCCAACUCGAUGGAGAACUUCACGUACUUUGGGCAGGACUACCUGCAAAGCAGCAACGAGCAGUACAUGAUCAGCUAUCGAUCGCUGCACAUCGACAAGGAGACGAUCACGAAGAUUGACGAGCUGGACAAGCCAAGUGGAGUGUUGAAGGUGUGGUUCCUGUUGCUGGACGGACUGACCAACUCGUUGAUCGUGUGUCCGAUCGCGCACCAAUCGCCCAUUCUGCAGUCGAUCUUCAAGCUGUUCAAGUCGCUGCUCGCAAAUCCGGGCAUCGAGUUUGGAUUCUACUGCAUCAAUCAUCUGCUGAUCCCGAUGAUCCAGGACUGGCUGCGGUACGUGAACAAAGCCCAGAAGAACUGGGCCUUGAUCGAGAAGAACUUCAAACACUGCUGCUGCAUGACGACAGAUUUGGUGGUGGAGUUUAUCGAAAAGUCGCAGACUACGCUGGAGGAGCGGGUCGUGAUCGGAAGCGAGCAGUCAUACGAGAGUCAGAAGCAUCAGCAGGCGAUCAAGAAGAGCAAGUUUACGUCGAUCGUGAGGCCUGUGGAUAACCUCAAGUACAGCAAGCUGAGGAAGAUGGGAUCAGUAGAUGAGCAACCGCAACCGGCACAGUUCUCGAGCUACUACACAAAGAAGGAAGAGGAAGUCCCAAGCGCGACAAAGAUCCCGACGGCGGCGAUCUUGGCACUUAAGCAGCUCCUGCUGGUGCUGAUCGAGUGUUCGGCACAGUCCCAGGAGACGAUCGCACGAGUUGGAGUGAGCUGCAUGAAGCACAUUAUCUUCUCAACCGGACACAUCUUCAACGAGGACCAGUGGAUGGUGAUCACGUCGGCGAUACAUCGCGCCAGUACGGUGACAAUGGCACCGUUGAGACAGCUGAUCUUUGCGUUCAACGAGAACUCAAACAGCUUCUACGGGGACUGUGCGAACGUGAAGGUGGCAGCACGACGCGAUAGCACGCUGGAUGAACUGCAGAGGGUGCAUUCGUUGGCCCAACAGGUGUUCCUAAUGGACAAUCAGCGAGAUAUGAUCAAUAGCAAGUUGAACAAUAACGUCGGAGGAGGGUUGAACGGAGUGAACGGUGCUGGAACUGCGAACGACGAUCGAUCGUACUCGUUCCUGCUGUACCCGUUGAACUGUAACACGAACAUGACUCAGUCGUGCUCGGCGAACGGUGGAGGGAUCAGCGCAUCAUUGCAAAGCAACGGACUCAACCUGGACAGCUACAUCAUACGGAUUCCGUACAGGAACCUGGUCGUGGGAAUGCUCGCUAGUCAGAUGUUGCUCCAGCUAAUCGCAAACAUCCUGCUGAAUGGAUUGACAAACGUGCCACACGAGUUGAACUCGUGCAUCUACAACGGAGCGGAUGCUGGUGGUGGUACCGGAACUAGCAGCACAAGCAAGGCUCUCUUCCAGCUGGGCUAUCGAAGCAAGGAAGUGCUGCUGCGAACUCUGAAACAAUUUCUGAUCUGUUCGAUGGACUUUGACAUGCGACCGGGGCUGAAGUUCCUCAUCCAAAAGGUUUCCAACAUCGAGAGCGCCGCCAACUUGUACAAGCAGAUGACCUCCUCCUGGAUCAUCAACUUCAUGACCCUGGUAGACGUGUACAUCAACAACAUUCGAGCGUACAGCCUAACCGAAGAUGACGUCAAGUACAUCUUGGAUUCGUGCAGCCACAUGACGGCCGCCAGCCAGCAGUGGAAGAAGAACGAAAACUUUGUCCACUACCUGCUGGCCCUUCGCGAUCUCUGGGACCUCAUCGCCGAGCACUACAUCGACAACCUGGACACGAACGGAAACCCGGACGGCUCGAUCGUAACCCACAUCGUGGAGAACAAGCUGGAGAAGUACGAACGCUUCGACGACAAGCUGGACAAUAACAGCUCGGACGGUGAACAGGCGGGAACGCCCGAAGGUAUCCGCGAGCUGCCCGUUGACGACGACGACGAAGCGGACGACAAUCAGGGUUCCACCAUCAACGAUCCGGAGUCUCCUACGAAAAGCGAAGAGGAGAGUGUUUCCGUCUCCACGAUCGUUGGCGGCAGUGGACGCCUCAACCCGUUCAACAUCUCGACGAGCGCCCAGCAACAUCUGCAACAUCAGCAGCAGCUGCAGCACCAGCAACAACAGCAGCAAUCGAUCUCGCCGGAGAUCGAACAGCAGCGAACGAACAGCAUCCAGAAGGAUUUGAUCAGCAAGCGAUCGGCGCUCAAGCAGCUGAUCGUGGCGUCGAUGGAAUUGCUAAAGCUACUUCCGGAGGAGCAGGCGGAGAUCCUUAAGCUUUUGCUAACGCCCAAGAUUCGGGAAGCGUUCCGCGCGGUCCAGGAGCAAGGAGCCGGCGGGAUAAGCAUGGAAUGAGACGACACAAAAACAUAUGCAAGUUUACAUUUCGAUUGAUGACAAGAUAUAAUCGACUAGACUGAAAAAUCGUUUAACAAAAAUAUAUAUCGCAAAUUUACAGACAAUGCAAAUCCUGAAUUGAAGUUGAAUGGAAGAUCAAGAAAAAAUACAUAUUUUGAUGAUAUAUAGCUUUACAUAAUUUAUACAUUAAAGCAUGGAACAAACAAAAUCAUAUAUACCAACAUAUAUAUACAUUAUUGAAGCCACGCCUCCUGUUCCAAAUCCCCUAACAAAUGAAAAAACAAGCCCCUCCCCCCAUUAUAACUGUUGAUAUACGCUAAGGAAUUUACCAAUACCAAAAAAACGCUAUCUACAACACUUAUCGAGCGACAAGUUGAGAGGUUUUUCAAACGGAAAAUUUACUGCAAAACAAAGAUUUACGAAAGCGCAAGAAAAUUUUCAUGAUGUCAUGAUUUUGUAUUGGUGAACUACGUCCUGCACGUAGUUCACCAAUACAAAAGCAACACAGUGAAGAUUCACACAUUUCUUUUUGACGCGUCGUGUUUGACAACCAAGUCGCAAAAGAGAUCUCCACGACAGCUCUUUCUGUGCUCACACAGGGCCACAGUUGAUUCAUCGAUUCACAGUUGAUUUUUGCUUUUUUGGUAUUUUGCAUACAAAUUUGAAAAAGUGAACAAAAAUUGUUCUCUGAUGUGCUUUUAUGGUAUGAUAAAAUCAACAUAUGGCUUUAGGACCCACAUUGGUAAGUAGUUGGUGUCAAACGCAGUAUUUCUGAAAAAAUAUCUGGCAAGGAAAACAAAAACAUGGAAUUUUAUUGAAAUUUUCAUGAUUUUUUUUUUUGUAAAAUAGAUAACUUCUGUGAUGCAGUGAAUUUUCUGUUGAAAAUAAAUUCACAUAAUCUUUCAAUAAAAUCGCUCGAUUCUGGUGCUACAUACACUGACACGAUUCGUGCUGUAGUGAAUACACACAGCCCGGCAUACACACGAAACUAACACACGCUAACCUACACUGAAAACGCUCAAGCUAAAAGCGCCCACUCACUCAUACUCGUAAACCCACAAAUCACAAACCAAAAACUGCUACUACCACUACUACUGCUGCUGCUGUUGCAAUCACUGCACUCACACUCACACACAAUCUCUCUCUUAUAAUCAACGCGUCACCUAUUUAACCAACACAACUAAACACAGUUGAUGAAAUGAGCAACGCAACACACUCACUUUUUUAAAAACCAAACUAAUACAAAACUGCUUUCGUACUUAACCCACACGCUUUCGGUUUUUUCAUUCGUAUAAUCUUUCGCUUUCCUUAAACAAACAAGCAAGCAAACAAAAAAACUAUCUAUCUCUGUCUCUCACUGUAACAGUUAUGAAAGAAAAAACAAACAAAUUAAACCAUGCAACAAACAAGUCCACUUAUUUCUUAAAUUAAGAAACAAAAAAAAACAAGUAUAUAACGCUUCUGUGAGUUUUUAAACAAGUGAUUAAAGGAAAAACAAAACAAUGGAACCCUAUAUAAAACAUUGAACGUGGCAACAAGUAAAUCAUUAUGAAUGAAUAAGUGUACUCAGCCCAAGCUACAGACAAAAGUAUUUAGUAAGCUUAAGUUCAAUAAUAACGACCCUAUUUACUAUUCAGUACUUAAACACGAACACUUUUUCACAAAAAAAUAUUGAUGUCGUCACCUUUUUCUAUGGUUAGAGCGAAUCGGCGAGCCGUUACGUAAUUGUGUGAGCCCGUUGUCUCCUUUCAAACAACAUAGAAUAGUUUGAUUUAAUGCCUUUUUCAGUGACAAUGUGAGUUGGCCUCUUUUAAAAGUUUAUAAAAAAAAUAAAACGCAAUACCCAGACACACAGACACAAACAAGAAUAAUAAAACCAAGCGAAAACAGCUGACAAAAGAACGAGACAAAGUGUAUCCCUAAUCAUGAGAAGAAGAAGGAGAAAAGAAAGCUGUCCAACAGAUUAAAACAGAAAAAAAGAAGAUAAUUGUGAAACAAAGAAGAAGAAGAAAAAAACGCAAGAAACCAAGUAUUUACCGAAACCGAAAAGUAUAAAGUGGAAACCUAAAACCAACCAACAACCAAAACAGACGUGAAACUGUCGUAAACAAUAAACAAUUGAAAUAAAUAUUAUAUAUUUGUGCAAACAGGAAAC
Molecule: messenger RNA, 8890 nt
Organism: Culex pipiens pallens (northern house mosquito)
Lineage: Eukaryota; Metazoa; Arthropoda; Insecta; Diptera; Culicidae
Product: brefeldin A-inhibited guanine nucleotide-exchange protein 3
Exons: 8
Coding region: 502-6732 (2076 amino acids)
Biological process (GO): regulation of ARF protein signal transduction
Molecular function (GO): guanyl-nucleotide exchange factor activity
Source: RefSeq, a predicted model, not a curated record